AUGAAGGAACGAAGCGAGCAGUCAUAUAAUCGCACCGUGCAGUCUGUUGCCGCGGCCAACGCUUUGGCUGUCCCGUGGAGCGCUGCCGAGGUGCGGGGAGCCUUGCCCACAGCCCUGGGAGUCGCCGGAAUACCCGCCCUGGUCAUAACAAGUGGUGAUGGUACCGUGCUCACUGCGAACGGCAGGCAAAAACUUGCUGCCGAUCCCACCGGCUUGAACUUUCCGUGGUCCCAGAGACCUCUUUCAGUGUUGACUGAACAAGCUCUCCUAAAGAUGGCCAGACACCCGGCCAUAGUUUUGUUUGUGGAUGACGAAGAUUCCGAAAUAGAAUUCGCCGAAUCGGUACUAACGCCGGCCGCGGAGUCGUACUACGAGGAAUGCAGCAUCCAAUACCCUGGAUUCUGCCCGCACCAGAGCUCUUCGGACGACGAGACCCUUGACUUCGACUACCCGCCCAGGAAAUCCAAGAAGCGACCGUUCAAACACGUCAUGUUCUACGUCGGCGUGGACGGCACAGACACCGCGGACAUGCUGAGAGAGCACAUCUGCUUAGAUGACGCGGUGCCACUGCUCACAGCCAUCGACUUCCCGAAGCAACGGAUGUUCACCAUGAAGUACGGCGAUGAGAUAACCACGCACUCGGUACAGAACUUCCUUGACGCUUAUCUGAGCGGCAAUGCAGACUUCAAGCCGCUGAAGCCUUACAGUGACAAAUGUUAAUUAUCGUAGACAAAUCGUUUUUUUUUUUUUAUGAAUUUUUUUUUUUUAUGAAUGAAGGAUUACUGAU
Bombyx mandarina (wild silkworm) is the source of this 787-nucleotide messenger RNA. RefSeq names its product nucleoredoxin. The record is from RefSeq and is a predicted model, not a curated record. Gene Ontology annotation, biological process: negative regulation of Wnt signaling pathway; negative regulation of protein ubiquitination. Gene Ontology annotation, cellular component: nucleus. Gene Ontology annotation, molecular function: thioredoxin-disulfide reductase (NADPH) activity. NCBI's taxonomy places the organism in Eukaryota, Metazoa, Arthropoda, Insecta, Lepidoptera, Bombycidae.